Molecule: messenger RNA, 1601 nt
Organism: Pan troglodytes (chimpanzee)
Lineage: Eukaryota; Metazoa; Chordata; Mammalia; Primates; Hominidae
Gene: INPP1
Product: inositol polyphosphate-1-phosphatase
Exons: 7
Coding region: 218-1417 (399 amino acids)
Biological process (GO): phosphatidylinositol phosphate biosynthetic process
Molecular function (GO): inositol-1,4-bisphosphate 1-phosphatase activity
Source: RefSeq, a predicted model, not a curated record
CAAAACAGAGCCUAAGAACCAGCUCUCCUGUAUCCCAAGCAAGGCUCUUUCUACCGCACACCCUGCAGGCCCAUCCAGGCCCAUCCAGACAAUAAACAGGUGAAAGAAAUCACUACUUCAAUACUGCUGCUAAGCCUAUGUGAUCAUUCUAAGCUGACGGCCCAGAGGGUGGGUGCCAAUUCCACCAGCAGCUGCAACUGAAAAGCAAGGUUCAGAAAUGUCAGAUAUCCUCCGGGAGCUGCUCUGUGUCUCUGAGAAGGCUGCUAACAUUGCCCGGGCGUGCAGACAGCAGGAAGCCCUCUUCCAGCUGCUGAUCGAAGAAAAGAAAGAGGGAGAAAAGAACAAGAAGUUUGCAGUUGACUUCAAGACGCUGGCUGAUGUACUGGUACAGGAAGUUAUAAAACAGAAUAUGGAGAACAAGUUUCCAGGCUUGGAAAAAAAUAUUUUUGGAGAAGAAUCCAAUGAGUUUACUAAUGACUGGGGGGAAAAGAUUACCUUGAGGUUGUGUUCAACAGAGGAAGAAACAGCAGAGCUUCUUAGCAAAGUCCUCAAUGGUAACAAGGUGGCAUCUGAAGCAUUAGCCAGGGUUGUUCAUCAGGAUGUUGCCUUUACUGACCCAACUCUGGAUUCCACAGAGAUCAAUGUUCCACAGGACAUUUUGGGAAUUUGGGUGGACCCCAUAGAUUCAACUUAUCAGUAUAUAAAAGGUUCUGCUGACAUUAAAUCCAACCAGGGAAUCUUCCCCUGUGGACUUCAGUGUGUCACCAUUUUAAUUGGUGUCUAUGACAUACAGACAGGGGUUCCCCUGAUGGGAGUCAUCAAUCAACCUUUUGUGUCACGAGAUCCAAACACCCUCAGGUGGAAAGGACAGUGCUAUUGGGGCCUUUCUUACAUGGGGACCAACAUGCAUUCACUACAGCUCACCAUCUCUAGAAGAAACGGCAGUGAAACACACACUGGAAACACCGGCUCUGAGGCAGCAUUCUCCCCCAGUUUUUCAGCCGUAAUUAGUGCAAGUGAAAAGGAGACUAUCAAAGCUGCAUUGUCACGUGUGUGUGGAGAUCGCAUAUUUGGGGCAGCUGGGGCUGGUUAUAAGAGCCUAUGUGUUGUCCAAGGCCUGGUUGACAUUUACAUCUUUUCAGAAGAUACCACAUUCAAGUGGGACUCUUGUGCUGCUCAUGCCAUACUGCGGGCCAUGGGUGGGGGAAUAGUAGACUUGAAAGAAUGCUUAGAAAGAAAUCCAGAAACAGGGCUUGAUUUGCCACAGUUGGUGUACCACGUGGAAAAUGAGGGUGCUGCUGGGGUGGAUCGGUGGGCCAACAAGGGAGGACUCAUUGCAUACAGAUCCAGGAAGCGGCUGGAGACAUUCCUGAGCCUCCUGGUCCAAAACCUGGCACCUGCAGAGACGCAUACCUAGAGGAACUCUAACCCCGGUGUACCUGUAUAAACUGAACUGUGAAACUGUUUUGAUUAUCUCUGUCUUUUGAGGAUGGCUUUGUCCUGUUGCUGGUUAACAUUCACCUUCCUCUUUUGAGGAGUAUUUUUCCAUUAUGUAUUCAUAAUAAUGUUAAUUUCAAUAAAUGACAUUCAUGCAGCAAUUA